Yamadazyma tenuis ATCC 10573 is the source of this 4007-nucleotide messenger RNA. RefSeq lists its product as uncharacterized. Gene Ontology annotation, biological process: mRNA processing; mRNA export from nucleus. Gene Ontology annotation, cellular component: THO complex part of transcription export complex. Gene Ontology annotation, molecular function: mRNA binding. The record is from RefSeq and is a predicted model, not a curated record. Lineage: Eukaryota; Fungi; Ascomycota; Pichiomycetes; Serinales; Debaryomycetaceae.
AACUUUUCAUCACUUCGUGGAACAUAUCAUGAAUGGCACCGAAACCCAAAUAACGUAUAGCUAUUUGAAUGAUGAGCUAUUGAGUGAGUUCCAAGGGCAAGGGACCGAACAGUUGAUCCAAUUAAUUGAGGCUCCUGCUCAACCUGAUGUUGAUGCUUACGAAUUGGUUGGAACUGUCUUUACAGAAUUAAUUAUGGUGCUAGAAGAUGGGAAAUUAGAUCCUGAAGCCAUCAUCGAGUUUUUGUCGAGCUGCAUCAAAGAUGAAGAAACCGCAAACCACUUCUGCCAAGUCUUGAACUUAUUCCCAUUGUCUGAACCUGUGGAAUCUUUAAUAAAGAAGCUUCAUACUAAUCAAAAGGUAAUUCAACCUUCUAGUCUUGCUAAAUUCCUAUCAACCGAUACCCUAGGAAAAUUGGGCAUUGUACCUGGUGAUACUCUUUCAAAGCAAUUGAACACUCGCAAAAGAGACGAGUACUAUACUCAGAAGAAGUUCAAUUUACUUCAUGAAGAACCUGAAGGGUUUGCAAGACUUAUAGUGGAGUUGAUGAAUAUCUUAAGAAGUGGCGAGUCUGAAUCUCAGGUUGAUUACGCCAUAAAGAUGGUAGAUACAAUCAUUGGACACUAUAGCUUGGAUCCCAAUAGAGUCUUUGAUGUGACUUUUGACUGUUUCUCCAAUAGUUUAAUCAGUAAUGAAAAGUUCAUUAUUGCAUUCUACAAAAAAUCUCUAUGGUGGCCCCAAGUUAACAGUGACAACUCCUCAUUGAACAGCCUAUCACUUGGUGGAGAUGAUGACUUAGCCAAGAUAAUUGGUCUCAGAUUGGUCAAGCCUAGUGAAGAUAAAGCGUUUGCCGAAACCACUAAGCUAUUAAUUGCCAUUCUCAUAAAAGAAGGCUUGGUAAGCUUUGGCUCUGUAUACAAAUUCUUUGGUCCUGAUGAUGAACAGAUGGCCAAGUUAGAACGACUCCAUAAGAAGGGUCUAGAAGAGGAAGUGUUUAAAUCUAGUGCCAAUGCUCUAGCCUUAGCUGCACCUUUGAUGGAUGAAGAAGAAUCCGAAGGUCUGAGCACCAAUACUAACAAAAAAACUGGUGACCUAACUACAGAAGAACAAAUAGCCGAUUUGUUGGGCAUCAACUUGAAAUUCCAAAUGUUAAAGUCCUUCUUAGCUGUAGGGUUAUAUUGGCCUUCUGUGUUUAUUUUGACUGAAUAUCCAUUUUUGGCAUUGGUGGAUGAGGAAGUAGGAGAAUUGAUUUGCCGUUUAUAUCAUCAUAUGAUCACUCCCUUGUAUGGAAUGCAUACCAACUUACUUGAGGAUGACCUUGCAGCUUUGCUGAAGCCCAAACAAAUCGCGAUUCAAAGACCCAAUAACGAAGUCUAUUAUCAGGACUACACUCCUCACACAUAUUUAACAUUCAAGGCCACAACCCAGGACUAUUUCCAUAAAAGAUUUGUUUACUUCUAUGACAAUUGGACGUCAGGAUUACCACUAAUUCAUUCAAGCGAACAAUUGUUUCAACAGUGUCAGGGCUUACUUAAGUUUUUGAAUGUCCAAUUUGCAAAAGACAUUCAACUCUUUGUAAAAAUAUGUAAAAUAGGUGUCAGUGAAAUUGAACUGUCGGGUCCAACUGAUGAAUGGUUUACAUUUUUCAGAAAUCAGAUGUUUCCUGCAAUCUCAGUAUUACAGGAAAAUAGUAUAGCGGUUGAAAAUGCUUAUCAAAUAUUAUCUUUCUAUCCAAAGGAAAAUCGAUUCAACCUUUACAGUGAGUUUCACCAAGUAACAUCCAAGAACAAUCCUUAUAUCAAGAUUUCAUACGGGAAGGCUGAAAAGAACACUAAAGAUGUAUUGAAAAGAUUAUCAAAAGAAACAGUAAGACCUAUGAUGAGAAGAAUUGCCAAAAUUAGUUUCUGCAACCCCUUACCCUGCUUCUUGACCAUUUUACAACAGAUUGAAAGUUACGACAAUCUUAAUUCAUUGGUAGUGGAAACAGCCAGAUACUUUAAUAGCUAUGGAUGGGAUGUGUUAACGUUAGCUAUUAUGAUGAGGGUCACUGCUAGUGGUAGAAGUAAUAUCCAAACAAAUGGGCUCUUUGAACGUCAGUGGAUCCAAUCAUUGGCUUCAUUUGUUGGGAAAAUAUGCCACAGAUAUCCAAAUUCUAUUGAUAUCAGCACCUUGUUGGAGUUUAUUUUAAAGUCUUUGCAUAGCAAUGAUACCAGUGUUUUGACAAUAUUCAAGGAAAUGCUCCUUUCAAUGGGUGGCUUAACAAGUUCCAAUAAUUUAACUUUGGACCAAAUUUACCGCUUAAAUAGUGGUGACACGUUAAAAAGGUUGAUCUACUCCACCAUAAAUGAUACUAGGUAUAGCAACAGCAAGGCUGGAACUAUUUUGGUGAAGAAUCUUGUUGAGUUGGACUGCGUCAAUGAAUUUUUGGUUCUAUUAUAUCAAAUGAAUGAAAACGUAACUUAUGAAGAUAAUGAAUUACAUCUCAAAGUUAUCACCAAUAGAAAAGAUGAUUUACUGACUGUUAUGCAACUCUUCUGUGAUUUAAUUAACUUUUAUGUUCAGGAUGAGCUCUUUGAUGAAAAGCUCUCGCCCAUCUCCAAACUAUCCUAUACUUGUCACGUUCCCCCGGAAUGGGUAUUUGAGAUUUGGAGAAAGCAUAUGGACCCAUAUUCAAACGAUUUUCUUGCUAAAGAUAUGGAAGGAUUCAAACCUUACCUUGGAGACUAUGUUUGGCAAUCCUUAUCUCCAGGUCUCUACAGCACUUUCUGGCAAUUGUCGUUGUACGAUGUUAAUUACGUUGACUACCUUUAUAUAUCAUCGGCUGAAAAGCAUCAAAAUUCACUUGAAAGCCUCGAAACGUCUUACACUAAGAGCAAGAGAGCACAUGCGUCUCGUCAAGAUAUCGAGCUGAAAAAAGAUGCUUUUGAAGUUGUGCAAAAGCUAGUAUCUGACAUUCCGGUGGACCAACAGAAGCAUGAACUGCACUACAAUAAGGUUAUUGCAAGAAUUACUGAAGAAUCCUCACUGUGGUUCGUCAAAAAUGACGAGGGGGUUGCCAUGAAAAUGUUUUUGCAGUAUUGUAUUUUACCAAGAGCUGUACAUUCGUCAUUCGAUGCAGUUUAUUCCGCCAAGUUUGUGUUUAAGUUAUUUCAAGUGGGAGUUCAAAAAUUCUCUCUCGAAGAAUAUUUGAAUUACUUGUUUCAAAGCAGGGUGUUGUUUGGAACAUUCUUUACGUCAACUUUGACAGAAUCGGAAAAUUUGGGAUUGUUCUUUUCCGAAUUACUAAUUGAAUUGAAUUCUUGGUGUAAUAAUGAAACUUUCGAAAAGUUAACAAAUGGGUUGACAAACAAAGAAGGCGUUACAUUGUCCUUCAAAGGAUUCAAGGAUUUAUUGUAUUCUUAUCAUACUAGCUUGUUGGAUGAUUUAUUGACUACAUUGAACUCUACGGACUACAUGUGUCGUAGAAACUCGAUUAUUUUCUUGAAGAAUAUAAUUCACAUAUAUCCAGUGGUAGAAGAUCAAUGUGAACAAUUGGCGGAAGUAAUUCAACAGAUAAUCAACACCGAGGAAAGAGAGGAUCUUAAGCUUGCAGUCAAUGCUUUGAUUGGACAUAUUAAAGCAAGACAAAGUAAAUGGAUCCACUUAUGGGAUUUCAUUGAAAUGCCAGAGGCUCAACUUGAAGUUCAUAGGUCCAAGCGUGAAGCAAUUGCUAACGAGAUUCGUAAGAUCAACGAAGCGAAGAGACUCAAGGAGCAGCUAGAAUAUGAAGAAAGAGAAAGAAUACAGAAAGAAAGAGCUGAAACUCUCAGACGCGAGAAGGAAGCGGAGGCUCUAAAAGUGAAGGAGAAACAAAAGCUUAGUUAUGAUGAAAGUUCUCAAACUACAUCAACUCGGGCAGAUGUUAGAAAAGAUGGAGUUGAAUCUAGAAAAGACUAUUAUUCCAAAUACGAGAAUUUCAGUAAAGCCAGUACUCCUUCUGGAACACGUCCUACUUCUGAAAAUGGAAAUG